AUGGAUAUCGGUAGGCUGGCCACCCUCAGAACUCUUGCGUCGUACCUCCCGAUCGCCUUAUACUUCGAGUCCCUGCGUCUCCAUUCGGCCCUAAUCGUCGCCAUCGGGAACAAAGCCUCUGUUCCCCCUCCCGUUACCGGGUGCAUCAAAGACCUCAACCGCAUUUGGAAUUUCUCCAGGGUCGACCUCCAGACUGAUUUUGGCAGCCGUAUCGGAGCCGUCGUUGUUAGCCUGCGCCAUGGCAACAGCUUCCCGCUGGCGAAUGAGGCCAUUGUCAAGCGUGUCUUGAGGCGGCCAUGGAACACCCCGGUUCUCAACCCGAAAUCUGACGAUGAGCUUGUGCCCCGAAAGACCGACCUGAACAUUACUUAUCUGCUUCCUUCCACGAGUCAAGAGCCAGCCUCGUGCUUGAUGAUCGCUGGGCCUCGGGCGGCGGCGUUGUCCGAGCUUGUCCUCCUCCUCACGCUGUCGGGUAUUUGCUUUCGCAGUGGCCUCGAGGUGGGAGGUAUCCUGCUUUUGUGCCUCGCCGUCAACCUCACCCUUCUUCUCGUUCUCCAGCAGAGCACAUCUUUUGUAUUCGCCAAUGCAUCGGCGCUCAGAAAGGACAUCCUUUUAACAGCAGCCAACGGCGCUGCCACAGAUGCUCAUGUCAUCUUGCAAGACUGGAACGCGAGCGAGAUAGAUGUCUUGGUUGGGUAUUCCUCCCAACUUCAUGCCCUGACAAACAUCCCGGUCAUUAUCAAGCCGUGGGGCAUCGUCGCCGUCCUCGUCCGUCUACUUGGUGGCGUACUAAUUUUACAAGGUGCCCUCCUUGCCGCUCUUCUUGGCCGCGAAACGGAACAGACGUGGGGUUCCCUCAUCUGGCUCGCCUGCUACCUUGUCAUGAUGGCUGUCACUUGGCUUACGGCUUGGCACGAGCAGAACAGCAGGCCAAACAACUUACCUGUCGAGGCAGUCCGAACGGUGCGACUACAGUUCAGCGGGAGACGCGCCGCGCUGGCAUUCAUCUCCACUCUGCCAGGUGUGAACCAAAUCCUCUCUGCACUGUUGAUCCCCUCGAGGAUAUACGGCUUCUAA
Molecule: messenger RNA, 1077 nt
Organism: Emericellopsis cladophorae
Lineage: Eukaryota; Fungi; Ascomycota; Sordariomycetes; Hypocreales; Bionectriaceae
Exons: 2
Coding region: 1-1077 (358 amino acids)
Source: RefSeq, a predicted model, not a curated record